Messenger RNA from Rhinichthys klamathensis goyatoka, 867 nucleotides. RefSeq names its product proteoglycan 4-like. NCBI's taxonomy places the organism in Eukaryota, Metazoa, Chordata, Actinopteri, Cypriniformes, Leuciscidae. The coding region runs from base 138 to 494 and encodes 118 amino acids. The record is from RefSeq and is a predicted model, not a curated record. The transcript is spliced from 10 exons.
GGCUGUAUUCAACGGAGGAUCCUUCAUAUGCGCAUUCAUGCCGGAAUAACUGUGGAAUUCAUUUUGGCACGUGUUCAUGUACAUACUCCUGUCAGGACAAUAGAAACUGCUGCUAUGACUAUGACAACUACUGCUCAAUGACCUCGCUGGAUACAACAGGUUUUCCCUCCUGCAGGUACAACUGUGGAUACAACAUCGGCAGCUGCUCAUGCAACUACAACUGUCAUAACUAUGGCAACUGUUGCCCUGACUACGACAACUACUGCUCUAUGACAACUGACUGGCCAGCUACAACAGAUUUCCCCUCCUGCAGGUACAACUGUGGAUACAACCUCGGCAGCUGCUCAUGCACCUACAACUGUCAGUCCUAUGGCAACUGUUGCCCUGACUACGACAACUACUGCUCUAUGACAACUGACUGGCCAGCUACAACAGGUGCACAUGACUUUCUUAUCUGUCUUUCGGAUUCAAACUGUCCCUGGUUUCCUGGGUGAUGUGGAAAGCUGAUAUUCAUACAUCACAAACAUAUUAAUGGAUUUUGUAGUCACAUGUAUUAAUGGUUUUGUGGAUAAUAUGUGUUUCUCCCUCCAGAUUUCCCCUCUUGCAGGUACAACUGUGGAUACAACCUCGGCAGCUGCUCAUGCACCUACAACUGUCAGUCCUAUGGCAACUGUUGCCCUGACUACGACAACUACUGCUCUAUGACAACUGACUGGCCAGCUACAACAGAUUUCCCCUCCUGCAGGUACAACUGUGGAUACAACCUCGGCAGCUGCUCAUGCACCUACAACUGUCAGUCCUAUGGCAACUGUUGCCCUGACUACGACAACUACUGCUCUAUGACAACUGACUGGCCAGCUACAACAG